CCGGGUACAAAAGCCUCUUUCACCGGUAUGAGGAACCCUGAAGAACCCUGCCGCGUCAAAACGGGAGAAAAAAAAAAGGUGUGAGCAAACAGGACCAGAUCCAAGCGUGACUGGAGGACUGAGGGACAUCUAGAGGAACAUCAAUGCCAUGAAGACAACUCCAGCCGGGUUCUAGUAGAGUUGUGGCACCCAUGGGAGUUGGGUCUCGAUCAAACAGACGCUUAAAUUGGUCCAAAAAAGAUGUUUUUUUCCGUGUAUCCUGCACCGUGGCAGCUUUGUUCGCUUUUCUCUUCCUGCUCGGGGUUUGUUUACGCCACUUGCCGGAACCACUCCCGCUGCAACACCGCAGUGUUUCCGGUUCCGAGCGGGAGGUAACGCUUUUGAUUUGGACUCAUCCCUUCGGCCGGUACCGGGAACUUCCGGAUUGUUCCGCGCUUUACGACAUCGACGGCUGCGUGGUGACGGAUGACGAGCGCGCGUACACUCACGCGGACGCAGUGGUGGUGCACCACCGUGACGUCGCCACCGGAAGUGCUAAGCUGCCCCCUGAACCUCGCCCUGAUGGGCAGAAGUGGGUGUGGUUGAACUAUGAGUCUCCAGUUCACACCCCGGCUCUGUGGAGCAUGGAGGGGGUCUUCAACCUCACCAUGAGCUACCGCGCAGACUCGGACAUCUUCCUCCCGUACGGGUACCUGGUCCCGGAAGGGGUCCAGAAGAAUGGUGGCCACCCACUCCAAGUAUCCUCUAGAUCUCGCCCCCGCCUCGUUGCGUGGGUGGUCAGCAACUGGGUGGAGUCCCACGCCCGUGUGGCCUUCUACCAUGAACUCCGCCAACACGUCCAAGUGGACGUGUUUGGCAGAGCGGGGCGGAAGUUACCUGAAGGCAGCAUGAGCGUGAUUGGACUCGUGAAACGGUACCAGUUCUAUCUGGCCCUGGAGAACUCCCAGCAUACGGAUUACAUCACAGAGAAGCUGUGGAACGCCGUGUUGGCCGGCGCUGUGCCUGUAGUUCUGGGUCCAGCUCGGAAAAACUACGAGCGUUUCCUACCCCCCGAGGCCUUCAUCCACGUGGACGACUUCCCCACGGUUCAAGGCCUGGCCCGCUACUUGCUGAUGCUUAAGCGGGACCCUGUGCACUUGAUGCGGCACCUGCGCUGGAGGAGGGACUUCAGUGUGUAUCAGCCUGUCUUCUGGACAGAACACUACUGUACGGCCUGCAUGGCGGUCAGGAAGAACCGGGGCAGGACUAAUGUGGUUCAGGACUUGACUCUAUGGUUUGAGUCCUAAUGAUUAUUUAUCAUCUGUUUUAAACAUCCUCUAUUGUGCAAAAAGUAACAUUAAUAUAUGUUGCUAGGAUACUGGUGUCAAACUCCAGGUCCGGGGGCCAUAUGCGGUCGGUGAAAG
This is a messenger RNA of Doryrhamphus excisus (bluestripe pipefish), 1403 nucleotides long. RefSeq names its product alpha-(1,3)-fucosyltransferase 4-like. NCBI's taxonomy places the organism in Eukaryota, Metazoa, Chordata, Actinopteri, Syngnathiformes, Syngnathidae. The record is from RefSeq and is a predicted model, not a curated record. Gene Ontology annotation, cellular component: membrane. Gene Ontology annotation, molecular function: alpha-(1->3)-fucosyltransferase activity.